Messenger RNA from Penicillium argentinense, 831 nucleotides. Its product is annotated as carbonic anhydrase. The coding region runs from base 1 to 831 and encodes 276 amino acids. The record is from RefSeq and is a predicted model, not a curated record. Gene Ontology annotation, cellular component: cytoplasm. Gene Ontology annotation, biological process: cellular response to oxidative stress; carbon utilization; cellular response to carbon dioxide. Lineage: Eukaryota; Fungi; Ascomycota; Eurotiomycetes; Eurotiales; Aspergillaceae. Gene Ontology annotation, molecular function: zinc ion binding; carbonate dehydratase activity. The transcript has a single exon.
AUGAAUGUCACAGGAUUGGCCGGGCGCCCUGGCUUCAUGGCUCGAAAUGCCGUAGCGCGCAGCGCUGUCGGUCCUCGGUCAUCACUGCCUGUGCCUCGCGUAUCUCCAUUCUCGACUUCCACCUCUCUCUCCUGCGUGAACCACAAACCUGGCUCGGCCAAUCCCUCCGACUCCGAGACUAACAGGCCCGGCUCGCUAGCAGACAAAUACUCCGCCGGCCUGCGCCAGAACAAGGACUGGGCUGCCAACACCGCGCGCGACCACCCCGACCUCUUCCCGACCCUCGCGACCGGCCAGCAGCCCCAGAUCCUCUGGCUCGGCUGCUCCGACUCCCGAUGCCCGGAGACCAGCAUGCUGGGCCUGCAGCCCGGUGAUGUCUUUGUCCACCGCAAUAUCGCCAACAUCCUCCACCCCGGCGAUCUCAGUUCCGGCGCCGUCAUUGAAUACGCCGUGAAGCACCUGCGCGUCAAGCACGUCGUUGUCUGCGGCCACACUUCCUGCGGUGGUGUUGCGGCCGCCAUGGGCAACAAGGAGCUUGGAAUCCUGGACCCGUGGCUGCUGCCUCUGCGCCAAGUGCGCGAGCGCAACCUGCCCCUGCUCCAGUCGCUGUCCCCGGAGGAGGCGGCGCUGAAGUUGGUGGAGUUGAAUGUCCGCGAGGGCUUGAGCGUCGUUACACAGAAGAGUGCGGUGCUCAACGCUAUUCAGGAGCGGGGCCUCCAGGUCCACGGUCUCAUCUACGACGUUGGCUCCGGUGUCCUGCGGGAAUUGGAUAUUCAGGAGACCGAGGAGUCCCUCCGGGCCCGCUUGGUUGCCUUCAAGACGGACAAUUGA